This is a messenger RNA of Caenorhabditis elegans, 1650 nucleotides long. It is a transcript of the gene hda-10, whose product is annotated as Histone deacetylase domain-containing protein. The record is from RefSeq and is marked reviewed. NCBI's taxonomy places the organism in Eukaryota, Metazoa, Nematoda, Chromadorea, Rhabditida, Rhabditidae. Gene Ontology annotation, molecular function: histone deacetylase activity, hydrolytic mechanism.
AGUUUUCGAUGGCUGCAGAAAAGAAAGUUUUUGUGAUUUUCGAUCAUCAGGAGCAACGACACGAUCAGCCAUGGCCAUCAUAUCAUAUUGAAGUUCCGAGGAGGCUUGAUGCGAUUUUGGAGAGGCUUAAUACCACAAAACUGCUCACCGACCCCCGAAUUGAGCACAUUCCCCGCCGGGAAGCGGAAGAAUCGGAAAUUUUGGCGGUACACACGAAACGAUAUGUGGAUGACGUUAAAUCGACAGAAACGAUGACUGUGGAGCAACAAGAAUCAUUCUGCACCAAAUACGAAGACAUCUACGUGAACUCUGCCACGUGGCACCGUGCAAAACUCGCCGCCGGCGCCUCAAUCGACCUGAUGACGUCAGUGAUGGCCGCCAAAAGGCCCGGAAUCGCGUUUAUUCGGCCACCCGGGCACCAUGCGAUGCCUGACGAAGGAUGCGGUUUCUGUAUAUUCAAUAAUGUGGCAAUUGCGGCAAAAGCGGCAAUUCAAAAUGGUCAAAAAGUGCUCAUUGUGGAUUAUGAUGUACACGCUGGAAACGGGACUCAGGAGUGUGUGGAGCAGAUGGGAGAAGGGAAUGUACAAUUGAUUAGUAUUCAUCGUUAUGAAAAUGGACAUUUUUGGCCGAAUAUGCCACAGACUGGCAUUUAUCAUAAUUACAAAAACACGAUAAACCUGCCGCUAAACACCAUCGGGCUCACCGAUGCCGACUAUCAUGCUCUCUUCACUCACAUCAUUCUCCCCACCAUCCAUGCCUUCCAGCCCGAUCUUCUCCUAGUCUCUUCAGGCUUCGAUGCCUCCAUCGGCGAUCCUGAAGGCUCGAUGCAAGUGACGCCAGCAGGAUUCGCUACGAUGAUUCGGAUGCUUAUCGACACUGGGAUCCCUGUGGCGGCGCUUCUCGAAGGCGGCUACUUCCUGGAUGCACUGGCCGCGGAUUCGGAAUGGGUGUUGCGGGCACUGCUGGGCGAGGAGAUCCCACGGAUUCGGGUGGAGAAGAUCCACUCGGCGAUCGCUGACACGAUUGGAAGAGUUGUGAAGAGAUAUGAAGGUUCUUGUCCGUUCUUCAAGAAGGUUCAGGAGCUCCGGGGGAUUCUGGGAUGCCGAGUAGCCGAGGAAGAUCAGCAGGAGGAGGCUACAGACUACACGGGAGAACGGACGGUGCACCCGCCGUACGAGACACGUGGCAUUUAUACUCCGUUCACAGAGCAGAAGGUGGCGGAAUUUAAAGAUCAACUCGAAUCGAUACUCGCCAGCUACACAACCCCUCCCGACUUUUCCGCGGAAACUGAAGCAUUCCACAGUGCCAUAGCCCCUCACAGCUCAGAAAUCAACGAUUUCUACUUUGGAGUCCACGAGGACAAGAUCCUGCUCGGCACGAGCCCAGCGGUUCGGCUUUUCUUCGAACUUCUCUUCACCGCACCCUACGACCCGAAGCACACGAUAAAGCUGUACGGAAAGGUGAAGCCGGAGGAUUUUGGCAAAAUUGAGUUGGAUUCCAGAAGUCUUGGGGAGAUGAAGAAUAUUUCGAUUUUUAAUAAUUUACCCAUUUUUCAAUUGUGAUAUGUGAUUUUUUUUUGUUGGUGAAUUUAACAAUUAAUUGUGAUUAUCUACUGUGUUAUCUACUUGAAAUGAAUAUUAUUUCAUGAAA